AGUUUCUGACUGGGGAGGAGGAGAUUUGUCUUCAUCCAGCAUUGGAUCUCUGCACACAACAGACCUCUACAUACCACCGCCCUCUAAAACCUACAAAUACAAUACUUCAAACGAAUGCCUCGACUUUUAAUGAGUGCAAUUUGACCAAAAAGGAAGAAGAGAUGUGAUAAAGUAAACUACAAUUGCUGUUGCAUCCAUGAAGAAAAUCCCAGCUGGCUGUAAACGGGCAAAUCUGAGAGUCCUGAGAAAGAGUAGGCUACUCCCUUCUGUUGUACAGAUGUGUCUAGGGUAACCAUUAAGAGCACAUCUGUUCAGCUCUACAGCGCUGUCGAAUCAAACUCUCUACUGAAGUGCAGCGGCUCAAUGGCUGGCAAAGAAAUGAAGAACAGAGGUGGUAAAUGUCUGAAGGAAGUUCAUACAGUUACUGAAGCUCUGAAGACCCUCUACCGGCAAAAACUGCUCCCGCUGGAGAAGUAUUAUGACUUCUCCGAUUUCCACUCAUCAGGCCUUGAAGAUGCAGAUUUUGACAACAAGCCCAUGAUACUAGUGGUGGGUCAGUGCUCUACAGGCAAGACCACUUUUAUCAGAUAUCUUCUUGAACAAGAGUAUCCAGGAAGCCGUAUAGGCCCAGAGCCCACAACUGACAGUUUUACUGCCAUAAUGCAUGGAGAGAUUGAGGGAAUUAUUCAUGGCAAUGCUUUAACUGUUGAUCCCAACAAGCCUUUCCGCAAACUCAGCCCUUUUGGAACAACCUUCCUCAAUCGAUUCCAGUGUGUGCAUCUGCCCAACCAAGUCCUGGAGAGUAUCAGCAUCAUUGACACACCAGGGAUCCUGUCUGUGGCCAAACGCAAAAUGAGCAGAGGGUAUGACUUUCCAUUGGUCAUCCGUUGGUUUGCAGAGCAUGUUGACCGCAUCAUCCUCUUGUGUGAUGCACACAAACUAGAGAUCUCUGAUGAGUUUUCACACACCAUAAUGGCAUUGCGAGGCAAUGAGGACAAGCUCAGAGUGGUGCUCAACAAGGCUGACAUGGUGGACUCCCAGGAGCUGAUGCGAGUCUAUGGCGCACUCAUGUGGUCACUCGGCAAGGUGUUCUGCACACCAGAGGUUCUGAGGGUCUACAUUGGCUCCUUUUGGUCCUCUCCAAUGCGUAUGACAGACAAUCGAAAACUGUUUGAGCAAGAAGAGGAAGACCUUUUUGCAGACAUUCAGAACCUGCCACGAAAUUCUGCACUGAGAAAACUCAAUGAUCUGGUGAAGCGAGCACGACUUGUGAGGGCCCAUACUUAUAUCAUUAGCUCUCUAAAAGAAGAAAUGCCUUUAGUUUUCUGCAGAGAAAAGAAGAAGAGAGAUCUAAUCUAUGACCUUCCUAUCAUCUAUUCAAGAAUCCAACAGAGAUCUCAGAUUUCACCUGGCGAUUUUCCAGAUUGUGCCAAGAUGCAGGAGCGACUCAUGAGUCAUGACUUCAAGUUUAAAGCCCUCAAGCCUAAACUCUUAGCAGGGCUGGAUGAGCUCCUAAACGCAGACAUAGCCAAGCUAAUGCCACUUCUGCGCCAAGAAGAAGAAGAAACAGCUGACCGACUUUUAGUGCAAGGAGGACUUUUUCUAGGGUCACAAAGGGGACCUUUUAUUGUGGGCAACCCAUUUAAUCACUAUGGAUCCAAUGGAGAAAGUGAUCAUGUCUCAGAUGAAGAAUGGGUGGUAUCAAAAGAUAAACCAAAGUAUGAUGAGAUCUUUUACAACCUCUCGCCUCAUGAGGGAAAGCUGAGUGGGUCUAAAGUGAAGGGCUGGAUGAUGAGCACUCAUCUGCCUAGCUCAGUUCUAGGACGAAUCUGGAAGCUCGCAGAUGUGGACCAUGAUGGCAUGUUAGACGAUGAAGAGUUUGCUUUGGCUGGCCAUCUCAUUGAGGUAAAGUUGGAGGGCUUUGGGCUCCCUCAUGAGCUACCUGCGCAACUGGUGCCACCAUCCAAAAGAUUGCGCAAGAACUCCGGCACAGAGAUUAGAGACAAUAAUGAUUAGCCUGCAUAUCUUAAUGUUUAUGAUGACAGUGUUUAUUCAACAUUUAAGUCAUUAAUAAUAUUAAACGAAUGUAUUCACUCAUAUAAUACCUAAAAUCACUUAUUGCUUGCAAAGUUUGGAUGUAUAAAUCCUCCAUAGACAGAAAAAAUCUCAAAAGACAAGUUGUUUUGAUGGUUCAGAUUGCCCAAGGGUUGAGAACAGCUUGUUCUGUGAAACCUGUUUGGCUGCAGAAACGCCCUCGGGACUGUUGCUAUGAGGCACACGAAUGUCAACACUUAAAAGUGCCUUAUGGCAUUUCAAAUACUAUUUGUCAAGUGAAAUUUUGUUUGUUCAAAAAAUUGUUGAUCAAUAAGUAAUUAAACUUAUAUGGUAGAGCUCUUUGUGUGUUCAUGACCUGUAGCAAAA
Sinocyclocheilus grahami is the source of this 2421-nucleotide messenger RNA. It is a transcript of the gene ehd2a, whose product is annotated as EH-domain containing 2a. Gene Ontology annotation, molecular function: calcium ion binding; GTP binding; protein binding. Gene Ontology annotation, cellular component: cytoplasm; plasma membrane. The record is from RefSeq and is a predicted model, not a curated record. NCBI's taxonomy places the organism in Eukaryota, Metazoa, Chordata, Actinopteri, Cypriniformes, Cyprinidae. The transcript is spliced from 8 exons. Gene Ontology annotation, biological process: endocytosis; endosomal transport. Bases 364 to 2016 code for a protein of 550 amino acids.